CGCUCGUUUGUUUACAUACCACCAAGCUACAGUAUUGUUGUUGUUCCGCUCGCUUUCCCACAAAGCCUUAACUAAUCCAUUUCGUCUUAAACCUCAAUGGAAUCGUUCGAAAUUUGUCGAGUUUGCAUGGAAGAAGUUAAACACGUUUGGCCAUUGUUUGAGCACUGUGCCAAGACUCCGCCGGAGCUAACGCCAGCGACACUAAUCAGCGAAUGCGCGGGUAUUGCAAUCGAUCCAAACGAUGGACUGCCCGACCUGGUGUGCGAUAGUUGUCUUGAAGCGAUGGCGAUAGCUUACACUAUCAGGCAGAAAUGCAUUUCCUCGGACAGAAAGCUGCGGAAAAUACUGCUCCGUAGUAACGCAUGCAGUGUACCACAAGAGGUGAAACAGCUGGAACAUUCUACAGACGAAACCGUGGAAAGUGAUCGAGAGUCCGAAUCAUGCGAGGCGAACGCAGUCAAUGAAAGUUUAGCGAAUGAAAAGGAGUCUAGUGGGGCGGACGAGGACUCAACAUUAGAAAACGCAAUCGAAAUUACGUUGAAGGAAGAAUUAGCUCCUGCGUACUUUGACGAGGAAUACCUAAUCGAAGCCACUUACACAGAGCUCCCCGAAGAUGGUGACGAUGCAGAGCAACACAUCGCGGAAGAUGGAUCUAAUGAUGAGAAGCUUGAAUUGGCAGAUCUAGAACAAUAUCCACAGCACGAUGUGGAGAAACUGUUUACCUGUGAAAUAUGCGAGAAGCGUUUCACGACCAAGGGCAAUAUGAAAGCUCACGCGCUGCUGCACAGCAACCACAAACCGUUUAGCUGUGAGCUGUGCGGGGCAACGUUUGCCAAAAAGCAUAACUACAACAUGCACACGAUGCGUCACGCCGGCAAUCGAACCUACCCGUGUCCGGUGUGUGAAAAGUCGUUCGUGUGUGCGGUGAAUUUGAAGAACCACAUGCGCAUACACUCGAGCGUAAAGCCGUUUCAGUGUGAUUACUGUAGCAGAGAGUUUUGUCACCGAACGGACAAGGCACGCCAUGAAGUUUCGCACACCGGUGAAUAUCCUUAUGGGUGUGAGAAGUGCCAGCGCAAGUUUUCCCGAAAUACGAGCCUCACCAAACAUCUGGUAAAAUGCAACGGAUCGAAAUCGAAACAUCCCAAUGGGAAAAGAAAGUCAAAAAUAGAACAACAUACCGAAUAAUAAAAAGAAAACAAAUACGUUUAGUAUCGUAUCAUGAACGAACAUCAAUUAAUUUUGAAGGGAAAAUAUCACGUGAAACAGGAAAAUCGAUGUUAAUUUUUCAACAAAUGAGGGGCUAAUUGAACGCAAAUGCUGCAGUCUGCGCACUAUCCCAACUGUCACCAUCGAUUCGAUGAAUUUCCCAUGCGAUGUUUUUUCCCCCACCUCCUGUCAAACGCAUAAUGCGGUCCGCGCCGUCCUACCGUUUUACCGAGCCGAAUGGAAAAUAAUAACAUUCAAACCGUUAAGCUGAAAGGACGUGUCUGGUUCGUUCGGUGCACUCAUUGUGUUUUUAUUGUGUGUCUAUUGUUAUUAAACGUUAUCGUUCUUUAUUAAACUUGUGUGUUAGGUACGUACCAUCCUGAAAAAAACGUUGACUGUACAAAGUGUAUGCAAGAUUUCCGUAAAGUUGGGUUCAUUGUUCUCCAUUUGCCGAAAGCUGCUCAGCGUAGCAUGCGGUGUAUGGUAGAGAAGUGAAAAGCAAACAAAACGAAACAUCUGCAUCAGCUGGGUCAUCAUUUUGCAAACCAAACGCUUAGAGCACGUUUCUUGUGGAAUGUAACCGAAGAUUCGGUUGGAGAUUGGUGAAUUUUAAGUUAUCGUUGCUAAUUGUUUAAACAAAUUAUAAAUCGCCGUCGUAGAUUCGCGUGCGU
Anopheles merus is the source of this 1880-nucleotide messenger RNA. Its product is annotated as zinc finger and BTB domain-containing protein 49-like. Lineage: Eukaryota; Metazoa; Arthropoda; Insecta; Diptera; Culicidae. The record is from RefSeq and is a predicted model, not a curated record. Bases 97 to 1188 code for a protein of 363 amino acids. Gene Ontology annotation, molecular function: zinc ion binding. Gene Ontology annotation, cellular component: nucleus. The transcript has a single exon.